AUGUUAUAUCCGGUUGAACGGUUCAGUCAACUAUGGUGCGUCGAUAAACAAAUUACAGCACGGCUAUUGUAUAAUGCUUAUGCGGAGUAUUACAUGCAGAAAAGGAUGAGGCGGAGAACACUCACUCCGCCACCAUGGUUGCCAAAGAAGGAACAAAAGAUUAUUGAACCAAUAGAACCCAGCACGCGGCUUUUGCUUCAGCAGUUGAUUAGAUUAGAGAAGAAAGUAGAUGCACCAGUCAUUCGAGCAAACCCGUAUAUGUCUUUGAAAACUCCAUUAUGUGAAAUGCCUGAAGAAACGAAUCCAUCAGAAUGGACGCCAGAAUCGAAUCGUGUCGGAAUGUUGGCGCGAAAAAUUGGAAUGCUUCCUCAGUGGGGCGUGGAUGGAACUCGCUUUUUGUGCACAAUGCUAGAGUUUCCUAAGAAUCUUGUCAUCUCAGCGAUUGAUCCAGAAACUUAUUAUCGAAUAAGCAUGGUGGGAAGACGAAAAGCAUAUGGCCGCUAUGGUCCUCGAUGGCGAAUUACGGUUGGAGCUGUAGAUGCUGAUCCGACAAAAUUUACGGCACAAUAUCGUGCUGCUUUUGAACGGCAUGGUUGUUUUCCUGUAAAGAAACACAUGGCAUCCUUUUUGGUCACCGAAGAUGCAGUGGUGAAGCCAGGGACAGAGUUACAUGUGUGUCAUUUCAAAGUUGGCCAAUACAUAACUGUUACGGGACAUACAAUUGAUUGGGGUUUCCAGGGUGGAAUGCAUAGAUGGGGCUUCAAAGGUAUGCCUGCUAGAGGGACUACAAAAUCUCAUCGUCGUAUUGGUGCUACAGGUUCAAAAGGUGAUGCUCGGGUAAGGCCUGGAAAGCGGAUGCCAGGUCAUAUGGGUUACGAAUGGCGAUCUAUCCCAGGCCUUGAAGUGCUGAGGAUUAAUCCCGAAAAGCAGGUGAUGUAUGUUAAUGGAUCGGUACCGGGUGAAACAGGAGAAAUAUUACUGAUCAAGGAUUGUUAUCACGAUAAAAAGAAGAUACAGUAUCCGCAUUUCCCUACCUUUUCUUAUGAGAAAGAUUUUGAAGCUGAAACGAAAUGUAAUGACGAUGAUAAUUCGCCGUUCGUUUAUGAAAAUGGUGAAUUUUUUGCCCGACGACUAUUUAGGAUGACGAUGCCUUCAAUAGUUUUCACAGAACCUGAAAAAUUCAAAGCAACGAAAAGAGAUAAAACAAAGGCAAAAACAGCCAAAGUGAAAAAGUAA
Messenger RNA from Cercopithifilaria johnstoni, 1236 nucleotides. NCBI's taxonomy places the organism in Eukaryota, Metazoa, Nematoda, Chromadorea, Rhabditida, Onchocercidae. The record is from the annotation of a GenBank genome assembly.